Solanum lycopersicum (tomato) is the source of this 903-nucleotide messenger RNA. RefSeq names its product protein VACUOLELESS GAMETOPHYTES-like. Lineage: Eukaryota; Viridiplantae; Streptophyta; Magnoliopsida; Solanales; Solanaceae. The record is from RefSeq and is a predicted model, not a curated record.
CAUCACUAAUGUGUAACUAAUUAAGCAAAAAAGAAAAUGAAGCAUUUUAGCCACCCCCAUGCUUUAGCAAUCUUUGAAGUUCAAGAAUCAAAUGAGAUAAUCUGCUCAGGCUGUGAGAAUAAACUUUGUGGCACUACAAAUUACAAAUGCACAAAAUCCAAUUGUGAAUUCACCCUUCACAAAUCAUGCUUCGAGUUACCAAGAAAGAUACUACAUAAUUCCCAUCGCGAUCACCCUCUCACUUUGUACCCUACUUUACCAGAACGAGACUGCAUGUAUUUUGGUUGCAAUGCUUGUGGUGAAGAACCAAAAUCAUUUGUCUACGAAUGCCUCGAAUGCAACUUUAGUCUCCAUGCUAAAUGUGUAACAUCUGUAGCUGAAAAUAUAACUCGUGAGGAUCAUCAACAUUCCCUUAUACUACAAUAUGAAUGGCCAUUUCCUAUUGAAGAUUGUGUGAAUAUCUUUUGCAAGGUUUGUGAUGGACUUUGCAAUGAUAGCAAUUGGCUUUAUUAUUGUACUGAGUGUAAAUUAGGCACACAUUUACAAUGCGCAACUAUUAAAAGAGAGGAUGGUUCAAGCCUUGAGAAUGAAGAAACUGACGAAGAGAUGACUAAUGAGCAAAAAUUAACAAUGGCUACGAUCAAAGCUCAAGGACAACAAGCAAGGCUUACGUUUCAGGCUCAAAUGGCAUAUAUGAACGCCCAAACUAUAACUAAUAUGUGGCGUAGCUCUCAUCCUCCUUAUUAAUGUUCCAUUUCUUCUUCGAAAUAUGAAAUAAAUAUCUUAAAUGAUAUCUGAAUAAUGAAUAUUCCACUGAAUACUUGUUAUUUUUUGUUUGUUUUUGGUUGAUAUCUGUUUUGUAUUUCAGUCUUUAUUAAACAAAAUAAAAAAUGAUUAUCUCGA